GUCAGUAACAUCUCGGCGGACGACAUGCUGUACGCAGAGACGGACCUGGAGGAGAGCAUGGAGAAGAUCGAGACCAUCAACUUCCAUGAGGUGAAGGAAGUCGCCGGCAUCAAGUUCUGGUGUUACCACGCCGGCCACGUCCUCGGAGCCGCCAUGUUCAUGAUCGAGAUCGCCGGAGUGAAGUUGUUGUACACAGGAGACUUCUCUCGUCAGGAGGACAGACAUCUGAUGGCAGCAGAGAUCCCGAGUGUCAAACCGGACAUCCUGAUCACUGAGUCCACCUAUGGGACUCACAUCCACGAGAAGCGCGAGGAGCGGGAGGCUCGUUUCUGUAACACCGUCCACGACAUCGUGAACCGAGAGGGACGCUGUCUGAUCCCCGUUUUCGCUCUGGGCCGAGCUCAGGAGCUGCUGCUCAUCCUGG
Plectropomus leopardus (leopard coralgrouper) is the source of this 424-nucleotide messenger RNA. The record is from RefSeq and is a predicted model, not a curated record. NCBI's taxonomy places the organism in Eukaryota, Metazoa, Chordata, Actinopteri, Perciformes, Serranidae.